UGUUUGUGAAUUAAUAAAUUUUCCGUGUUUUGAACAAACAUACAAAAUGAAGUACAUGGAUAAAUUGCCAACAGUGAUCAGCUGUUGUUUCUGCUGCUUCCUAAGAGCUGGAACGGUUAUGAUCGCAGUAUUCUCAUUCAUAUCGGGUUUGAUCUUCGCGCCCAAUGUAAGUCAUACGAAGGGUUUCUGGAACAUGGAUCCAGUUCUCUCGUACCACAGCGCAGCCACUGAACAUACCAUACAGAUAAUCUUAGGCGUUGUCUCGAUCAUGCUGUGCUUGGUCAGCGUGAUGUUACUCGUUGGAGCUAUUUGUAAUAUACCAAUGUUAAUCCUGAUAUACCAGUGGGGGGCACUUCUGUACAGUGCAACAGUCUUCUUGUUGCUGUUCAUUCUGGCUGUUUUCUGUUUCUUUGUGCAUUCGAACUGUGUGCUGGCUGGUGCAGCUCUGUGUGCGCUGAUGGUGUGUGAAGUAUUAGUUACCGUUUAUUUUCUAAUCGUCGCGAACAGCCUACGAAUGUCUCUAAAGUAUGCGGCGAGCGAUGACAUCUUUUAUUAACAGCAAAGAAAGCAACGCGACUUAUUUAUUACUCUGUGAAAGAACCUAUAAAGAGGUUCUACGGUAUAUUUGCU
Vanessa atalanta (red admiral) is the source of this 630-nucleotide messenger RNA. RefSeq lists its product as uncharacterized. The coding region runs from base 47 to 556 and encodes 169 amino acids. NCBI's taxonomy places the organism in Eukaryota, Metazoa, Arthropoda, Insecta, Lepidoptera, Nymphalidae. The record is from RefSeq and is a predicted model, not a curated record. The transcript has 4 exons.